Molecule: messenger RNA, 327 nt
Organism: Anopheles maculipalpis
Lineage: Eukaryota; Metazoa; Arthropoda; Insecta; Diptera; Culicidae
Gene: Ssb-c31a
Product: RNA polymerase II transcriptional coactivator
Exons: 2
Coding region: 1-318 (105 amino acids)
Biological process (GO): positive regulation of transcription initiation by RNA polymerase II
Cellular component (GO): nucleus; transcription regulator complex
Molecular function (GO): transcription coactivator activity; DNA binding
Source: RefSeq, a predicted model, not a curated record
AUGCCGAAAAACAAGAAAGUUCAAGAUUCAACCGAUUCCGACACUAGCUUUGAGGAUCGCACACCGGCAAAGCAAGCGAAGAAGACACAGAAACCCACCGAUUCCGAUACGAAGGAUGAAAAUAGCUUCGAGCUGGAGAAAAAUCGCAAAGUGUCCGUGUCCGAGUUUAAAGGCAAAGUGUACGUUGGUAUACGCGAGUUUUACGAGAAGGAUGGCAAAACAUUGCCCUCCAAGAAAGGUAUUAGCCUCACGGUUCCACAAUGGAAGAAGCUGCUCGAACAGGCGGAUGCGAUCAAUGAGGCCAUAAAAAAUUUCUAAAUCUAACUC